This is a messenger RNA of Trichoderma asperellum CBS 433.97, 3000 nucleotides long. RefSeq lists its product as uncharacterized. NCBI's taxonomy places the organism in Eukaryota, Fungi, Ascomycota, Sordariomycetes, Hypocreales, Hypocreaceae. The record is from RefSeq and is a predicted model, not a curated record.
AUGGACGCUGCUCGAUUACGACAGAGAUCUGCCAGCCAUUCUUCGCUGCGCAGCCAGUAUCGAUAUCAAACCAGAAUGAUCAACUACCCCAAUCCUCGUCCGCCAGCUCAAAGGCACCCGUUACGCAGAGUCAACCAGAAUUCCGCCCUCUUACGCUCACCCGGUCCCUUAGAGAGCAUGCUGAAGACUACCACCGAGACAGGUGACAUCGGCAUCUUUUCUAUCAGGCCAAACUCUUCUUCAGCGCCCUUUGAUCGACCAAACAGAUCCAUGUCGCAUCCCAGAGAUGUGGAUUUAUUGCUUCCAGCACGCUCUUCGGGGUAUGAUGAAAACUACUACUACCAUCCAGAUGACCAUAAAAGACUGCGGCCGUAUCGCGAUACGGCUUCUGAAAUCAUUUCUCUCUAUGGCUCUGAAAGUCAGCACACUCAACUGUCCUCACCAGCGAGUCUUGAAGAUGACCCCAGGUCGUAUUCAAUGACUACAACCAGUUCAAAACGGAUCCCUUCCCAGAAAUCUACAGGUACAUUACAAAGCCAAUCCAGCGGAAGUGGCUUCCAACGUCCAAGAUCCCCUUUUCCUUACCCGACCCGAUUGAAGCGCCCCGGAGUUCGCCCCGCUUCUCCAGCUCUCAGAGAUAAUGGGGAUGUUGACUAUAGUAGGAUGGUUGAGUUAGAGCGCUUUUCUCAAAGAACUGUUCAUGGGUCAUACAAAUCUACUUAUAUCCAAGGCUCUCGACGGCCACCUCCGCUUUCAAUUCGUGCAGAAGUCAAUAGAUCAACAACUUCUCUGCCGUCAAGGCCACUGCACUCGCCUCAUUUUUAUGUACCGGGAUCUUGCCAGGCCAGACCGCACAAUCCUGCCAUGGUGUGGGCACCCAUGCAGCCAAAUAGAAAUCAACCAUGUCCCACGGAUCAAAGCAUUCGGUCGGCUAGUCUUACGUCCAUCGUUGAGAUGUAUGAUAAACCAGUAACUUCAAAUUCAAAUUGUGCGCCUCUCCGAUCGACCGGCUCUAUUUAUUAUGACUACAGUGAACAAUUCGAAGACCGGCCAUCUUGGGACAUUGACGUAGAUGUGCCGCUUCACCCUAUGCCACAGAGAACUGAAAAUAUUCGUCAAUCCCUGCUACUAAUGGACGAUAUCCAAGGGCAAUUUGAUAUUGGUGAAAAUGAUUCAGACUCGUCAAAAUCCAAUAUGCAAGAAGCUGAGAAAGAUUUGAUUGAGCCUUCACACUUAUCAAUCACUAGGAAACGCCAUUCUGAAGGAACAGAAACAAAGCAGCUGACCCUCCAAGAUGAAAAUGGCGCCACGGAUAUCACAACUUCCGAUUUAUUGAAUUCUAUUGAAAUUGCUUUAAAUGCCUUUUCUGAAAAAGAGCAAAGCCAGCCACUAGCUGUCUCGAAUGAAGCGUCACCAAACACAGAACUAGAUACCGCUGAGAUGGGUUCAGUGAUGAGCAAUCCAGCUUCUACAGGAUCAAUAUCGCCUCUGACAACGUCUUCUGAUAUCUUGAAAGCCAACUUUGAUAUAGUGGAAGACCUUCGAAGCCGGCCACCGUCUCAAACCGGCGGUAUCUCAAAGUUAAGAUAUUCACUAGAUCCCGCAUUGUCCGACUUUGCCUCUGUUUUAUCAUCUUUUGACCGCAUAGGAAGAGUGUCAAUUUCGAAAGACAGCGAAGUCCAAUCUAUCGACAUGGAAAACAAUGAAUCAUCUGUAUUCCAGCCAAACGAGGCGGAGGCACCUGUUUUGAAGAGACUGAGCGAGUGCUCGCUCUUACCGUCCACAGACAAGUCUGGUACAGAGGAGAAGGCGUAUCCGAAAUGUCACCGACGACAUAUCGCAACACUGAUGAUUAGUACGACUGGUGCCAUCUCAGAUGACAUUUCCAAAAAUAGCUCCAGGCGAGAGGACGGGUUACCAAUUCUCUCACCAGAGCCCAUUUCCCCUGCACGCGAGCUUAGGGUCAAGGAGAGUAUUCCUCAGCUAAUGAAAUCUUUGCCUCCGCUACCGAGAGAAGCUGGGAAACUCUCAGGCUAUGGCACUGUAGGCUUAUUAUCAUUACCUAGUUGCUCUGGGUACGAACCUUUGAUGCCAAGCAAAGACGAGCCUUCGGGAAUGAACCAGAGAUCUUUGUCAGCCGUUCUAUCACCGACCUCGCAAAACAUCCAAUCAAAAUUCAGCACAAGGGCUGUGGCAUCACCUUCUUCACCCCGAAUCAUUCCUGAUGCAACAUGCUCCGUUGCAGCCAGCAGGCCAGUGUAUAACGCCUUGCAAGAUUAUGGACAUACCCCAGCGGGUCGGCCAGCACUCAAGCUCAAAGCGUCACACAGCCAACUCGACCCGGUUCGGCCCAGUCAGAGCGGGCUUUCUCCGUAUAACAAUCGAUUGAAACAGUGCAACUCACUCGCAGAGUUGGCGGCCUGUCCUAAAAAAGACGUAGUGGAUGAAAAAGUUGACACGGCUAUGGGUGGCAAAGCGCAGGUAUCGAACUGCGAACCCAACAGUGACAAUUUGGUGAUAGCAGACGAGACGUCUAUCCGCUUUCGGCCGUCUUCUCAGCCGUCAGAUCAGUUCAAUAUCCCUUAUCCACCAUCGCCCAUCAAAACUGCAGUUCACUCAAACCCUAUUACACCAAUACCUGGGACAGCCUUGACCGAAGCGCAUAGCUAUGAUAUCAGCCCGAGUGGACCACGUGGACUACGAGGCAAAUUUCCGCUGCUUCGGAUGCAGUUUGCUAGCUCACAACGAUCAGCUAUCGCAUCAAAAGACAACGGAUCUAUGCCUUCUUUGGGUAUGAAUAGACUCUCGACGCUCCCCACCGCAGCCGGUAAGGGCACAAAUAUCACAUAUGGGGAAGGGGCUAGUAAUAAAUAUCUGCCACCUCUUCCUGAGAUGAAUAAAGCAGAAUGGCGUAUAAAGAGGUGGGCGCGAGAUGCUAAAAAGGCUGUUCGGCUAUAUGUGAAGAAAGCACUGGAUCGAUCUCUCAAAGCGAACACAUGA